CAAGCUCUCCUAUUGGAUAUCGGACGUCGUACGUCGGAUGUCGGACGCAGUGUGAAUCCUACAUAAGACUCUAGUAUCUCUAACCUUUAAAAUAUAUUGAGUACGAAUGAUGAGUUUUACAUAACCUUAGCAUGAUUUGUAGGAUCUUAAAUAAAAAAUUUUACGACUUAUAUGUAGCAGACUGCAAGUAGCGGCCGCAGGUUUGGAAUUAAUUCCAAAUAAUUGGAAAAAUAAUUUUUGAAAAAUUGAAAGAGAAUUGUUAAAAUGAUAUUUACAUCGAUACAGAUUAAUUGUGCUUUUAUACCUGGGCUUUGAUAUACAUAUAGCUUUCAUGCACUCUUUAUUUAAAUUUAAUAUGUUGCACUCCACAAAGUCACAAUUAUCGCGACUUUACUCGACAAGACAACGCACUAAUUUAAAGAAUCAUUAUGAUACAUUAAAUAUCAAUCCACAUGCCACUCAAAAUGAGGUGAAAUCAGCAUAUUACAAACUAACUCUACAGUAUCAUCCUGACAAGAAUAAGAGUGAAUAUGCUAAACAAAAGUUUCAAGAUAUCUCAGAAGCUUACAAAGUGCUCAGCAAUUACGAGCAACGUAAAAUUUAUGAUCAAGAUACAAUGCUUCGUCGACAACCAGAGGCGACUGUCACCCAGGAACCCGUUUUCAAUUACAAGGACAAAGUUUAUUCAGGGUCAUCAAAAUUUUACAAUUAUGAUGUAUGGAUACAGGAGCACUAUGGAAAGCAAUUAUACGAAUCACGCUUCAGGAGACAGAAGUAUGAAAACAUCAGAACAAUGAAAGAAAUAGAUAAUCAUGCAAAGAAGAAUUCUUUAUAUGUAGAAUUUGCCAUAUUUUUAUUAACUCUAACAUUGAUUGCUAUGAAUUUUCAACAUAAAUACGAUACUCCAACAUCUCAGAAACUUAAGACAGAAAGUAAAGAUAAAUAA
Messenger RNA from Cyphomyrmex costatus, 946 nucleotides. RefSeq names its product dnaJ homolog subfamily B member 9. Lineage: Eukaryota; Metazoa; Arthropoda; Insecta; Hymenoptera; Formicidae. The transcript is spliced from 2 exons. The record is from RefSeq and is a predicted model, not a curated record. The coding region runs from base 332 to 946 and encodes 204 amino acids.